AUGACCUCUGGACUGCGACGGGUUUCAAACGACACACGAAUCAGGCCGCCGUCAGAGCCACAUCCUGUGGAGAACACCCUUUUGUUCCUACCGGAGUAUGCCGUGGGAGAGCUCUUGCUCGAGCCCAACAUGUCCGACAAGGGAGACACCAGGAAAGAGCUCUGGUUCGGCCGGGUCUGGGAACUUCGGGAGCUCCUCCGCGUGCAGCACGACGAGUACCUAGCGAGGGUGAAUCGCGGCAAGCCAGAACCUGGAUUGACCGCUGCAGACGUGCAGGCCCUGGAUGCCAUGCUCAAGGAUCCCAAGAAGAAAAGCCUUCUGACAAAGCUUUGUGCCCGGUGGAAAGGCACGGCAGUGAGAAGAAGGAACAGUCUGCGAGUGCUGAAUCGACUGAAGUAUUCCUAUCUGAGAGGCACCGUCAUAUAUGCCCAUGGCUCCGGCGGCUGCAGCUGGGAUAACUUCCGGAUUUGCCGGAUGAUGGCUCGGAUGGGGAUGCUGGUCAUCGCCCCGGACGGCUUUGCCUAUCCAAAGAACACGGACUUGGGCAAGAUGAGACACAAGGACGUUCAGCCGCUGAAGCGAGCGACGGACGAAGUGGAUUAUUGGGCAGAUGAUUUGGUGUAUUCAUCGGGUGCAGAUGGUUCGCACACGUACUCCACCAAAGCCGAUUCCGUUCUGGACAACCCAGACAAGUUUCGAGAUCUUUAUGAACGAUGCUAUCAGAUGCGACGGCGAGAGCUUCAUUGGACGAUUGAGAAGCUUCCCAGGUGGAUUCGGACACAAGGCUUCUUCAUAGGUGGCACAUCUGAAGGGGCCAUGACCGUGUCACGGUUUGAUGACGGAAGGUAUGGGCACCAGGUGCUGGGCCGCUUCAUCAACUCCUUCAGCAUAGAGUAUUGUUACUUUACGCCCAAACAGGAAGAUGCACAAAUUGGAGGCAACAAAGACGUUCCCACCUUGAACAUCAUCGGCACGAAAGAUGAAUACUUUGGAGGAGCGGACAGUGUUGCUGCCCUUGUCCAAGCUGACAAAGAGCGCGGCUUCGGGGAUGUCAAGCUAGACGGGCAUGGUUUCGACAUGAUGAUGGAGCAGGAACUGGGCACUGGUCUUGUAUGCUACAUGGAAGGAGGCAAGCAUGGACCUUGCCCCAGCCAUGACAAUUUCCUGAGACGCCUCUUCCAGACGUUCUUUACCCGCCCGCGGGACAUUUGGCGAAUUGCCGAUAUCUGGGCGAAUGAUGAGCGCACCAUGGGCUGGCUGGAGGUCAAGAAGCAGCGCACGCGCGGUCAGAAGCUGACACUGGUCCAGGUGCCAGUGAUGGACCAUUCGAAGUUGACCCUGGAGGAGCUGGACAAGUUGCACAGUGCUAAGAAGAGGAAAGAUCUCUUGGACGCCAAGCAAGAAGAAGACAAGCCUCUCGGCGAGCAUUACCCCGUGGGACGAAUCGCAAAAGUUGAUAUUGCAACAGAUUCGGCCGCAGCGCCACGGGCAAGCCUGGCCGACAGUGGUGUUUUCACGGAACAACGGGGAGUGACCCAACUACAGUGGCUCCUAGAUGCUCUAUAUACCGCUACUCGUCUCUUUUACAUUGUGCUGUCGGAUUUCUACGUGACGUCUUGGCUGUCCUUGAGUUGGAAGCUGGUUUACGAACCACAGCCAAGCGAUAUGGGCGAAGCUGCCUUGGACCUGCUCCAGAGUUUGGAGGAGGAUCUACAGAUAGAGAUCAUCGAGCAGUUCGACAUCCAGGGGUGUCCUUGCUCAAGCCCUGGAGAUUUUGCUCUUUGGCAGCCCAUGUCCACAGCCAUGUCUGUGCUGGCCACCGCCGAGCAGGAGUUGGAGCAGAAAGAGAUCACCAAAGCCGCCUCCUCCCUUUCCCAGUGCACCACGCUGGCUGGAGAUUCCAGCCCAGGAGAGUUGAGUCCGGAGAUCUUGACCAUCAAACCCGAAAAAGACGUCGAGAAUGCCUUGGAGCAGCCUGAUUGCCAUGCAAUCAGCAUUUGGACCCGCAAGUCCAUUGGGGUCGUGAUUGGCGGCUUCCUUCUGGCGUUCCUCACUGCAAUUUGUUCGGCUGUUACAUACGGGUUCUUCCUCGGCUACAUGGGGCUGGAUUCGUAUGUAAUGUCUUCCAUUACGCAGCUGAUGAAGCUCCCGCAAGUAUUACUUCUCCCGUUCGGCAUUCUCACGGACUGUUGCCCGAUUCGGGGCAAACACAGGAAGCCCUACUUCCUCUUGUCCUGGUGCCUUGCCGGUUGUGCUCUUCUUGCCAUGAGUUUGCGGCCCCUGCCUGCUCCCUUCUACUGCCAGAACGAGGAUGGCAGCUACAACUUUCUUGUCCCUCCAUGCAACCCGGGCAUCCAUACCGAGAAGAACUGGUACGUUUUCUGGAUGUUCAUCCUGACAGCAGGCAUCCAGCUGGGCAUCACGGCCGGUGAGGGUCUCCUGCUUGAGUACUCGCAGCGUGAGCCGGUUGAACGCCGAGGGCAAAUCAAGGCGGAGAUGACGAUGGUGUCCACGGGAGGGGCCUUGGCCGCCUCUGUGGUCGUUGGCGUGUUCAUGAACAGCAAGGCCUACCUGGGGACCUUCGACUGGGGGCUCUCCUUCAGCGGUCUCAUGGCCCUUUGCUUCGUUCUGGUUGUCUUCAUGAUCCCGCUCUCCGUCUGUUGUGUGCACGAGCUCCCGAAACCCAGGCACCGCGUGGACCGAAUCUCCUGCGGUGCCCAUGUAAAGUCUUCGUGGGAGCUCGUCCAGAAGAACACGUUCUCGAACCUACUUUUCUUUGCAUUUUUGGUACAGCUGCUCUUUUCAAUCACAACCACCGCCGGGCCAAUGGUGAAGAGCCGAUGGGCCGAGGUCAAAGUCCUACAGCAGCAAACGUUUGGCAUUGUUGGGCUGGCCUUCAUGAUGCUGGCGACCUGGAUCUACAAGGUUUGCCUGCUCCAGACCAGUUGGCGAAAGACCAUUUUCGUCUCAAUCGUCACAAUCGCGGUCUUCGAUGCAAUCCCGACUUUCCUCACCAUCUUCAAUAUCGUCCGCAACCAGUACUUCUACCUCGGCGAAGACAUCCUUGGCUGUAUCCCCAUGGCUGCACUCCAGCUGGUGGCCAACUUGAUGAUCAUCGAACUUGCUGAGCCGGGUCGUGAAGGCCUGUGCUACGGCCUCAUCGGCACGUUCCAGAGCUCAAGUACACCCUUUGGGGCAGUGGUGAGCAAUCAAAUCUUCGGACUUUUCAACCCGAAGCUAUCCAAGCUUGAAAACUACGUUGCAGACACUAGCACCUUCCGCUCUACAGUUGCUUGGUCCUACGUGCUUACCUAUUCCAGCUCCCUCGUUGCUUUGUUUUUGCUCCCCAUGAUCCCCUUCCAGAAGGAGGAUGCUCAGAGGCGAAAGAAAGAGUCAGGCUCCAGCUCUGUCAGGGCCACAUUAGUGAUUGUGAUCCCGGCCAUAUGCCUCAUCUACGGAAUCAUCGUUCUGCUUCUGACCAGCCAAGAGGAGACGGCUUGCCUCCAGUGGAUCGGUGGCCAAGGUACCCGCGAUGGCAACGUGAGGAGCCGCUUCCUGUCCUUCGUUCGAGGGAUGUGGUGCCGGCGUCUGGGAGUGAACAGAGAGGUGACUGAGUUCCUCAGGGAUUUACCCGAGGAUAUCCAGGUUGGCGUCCUAAAGGAGUUCGAUCCACGAGGCACAAAGGACGGGAACGUUUCGGCGCGGCUCUACAGCUUCGCAUAUGCCCGUUCUUGGAAGCGUGCUCCCAAGGGUCUCCGAGAACCGGAAGAGCUCGAGGCUUUCGUGCACCACUGGCAGCUGGAGGCUUCGGCCCGCCAG
This is a messenger RNA of Symbiodinium sp. CCMP2456, 3819 nucleotides long. The record is from the annotation of a GenBank genome assembly. Lineage: Eukaryota; Dinophyceae; Suessiales; Symbiodiniaceae.